GUUGGAGUCACGGUGCGGGCCUGCGGCGGACGCCCAUGAUGGAGAAGGCUGGGCGUGAGGGUGACGGCGCCCCCUGCGGGCCCGUCCUGCACAUCGUGGUGGUCGGCUUUCACCACAAGAAGGGCUGCCAGGUUGAAUUCUCUUACCCACCACUGAUUCCAGGAGAUGGACAUGACAGCCACACUUUACCCGAAGAAUGGAAAUAUUUGCCUUUCCUUGCCUUACCAGAUGGUGCACAUAACUAUCAGGAAGAUACUGUGUUUUUUCACUUGCCACCCAGAAAUGGAAAUGGAGCCACAGUAUAUGGUAUCUCUUGCUAUCGACAAAUUGAAGCCAAGGCAUUAAAAGUAAGGCAAGCCGACAUCACCAGAGAGACUGUUCAGAAAAGUGUCUGUGUUUUGAGCAAGCUGCCUCUUUAUGGCUUACUUCAAGCAAAAUUGCAACUCAUUACACAUGCAUAUUUUGAAGAGAAAGAUUUUUCCCAAAUUUCUAUUCUAAAGGAGCUCUAUGAGCAUAUGAACAGUUCCUUAGGAGGGGCCUCAUUGGAAGGAUCGCAGGUGUAUCUUGGUCUGUCUCCUCGAGAUCUUGUUCUUCAUUUUCGACACAAGGUCUUGAUCCUGUUUAAGCUAAUUCUUCUUGAAAAAAAGGUUCUUUUUUACAUUUCUCCAGUGAAUAGAUUGGUGGGUGCACUAAUGACCGUGUUAUCCCUUUUUCCAGGCAUGAUUGAACAUGGCCUCAGUGACUGUUCUCAGUAUAGACCCCGAAAGAGUAUGUCUGAAGACAUUGGGCUUCAGGAAAGUAAUCCCCCUGCAAAUGAUUUUAUUUCUGAGUCCACUUCUGACAUUUCAAACACCAGCUUGGGAACUGUCACGAAAAUCACUUCAGGAAACACUGUCCUCCAGAUGGAGCAGCCUUGCUUCCAAGUAGAAGAUAACAACAACAGAGAACAAGAACCCAGUGACACUGUCUGCUAUUUGAAACCUCCACCUCGUCCGUCUCCAGAGUCUUCAGAAAGUGACUGGGAAACUUUGGAUCCUAGUGUUUUAGAGGACUCCUCCUUGAAAGAAAGGGAACAGAUAGGGUCAGACCAAACAAACUUAUUUCAGAAAGACUCUGUGCCCUCAGACAGUUUUCCAAUUACUGUACAACCUCAAGCUAACACCAGGCAGGUGGUCCUGAUACCAGGACUCAUUUCUGGUUUGGAAGAGGACCAAUAUGGCAUGCCUCUGGCCAUCUUUACAAAGGGAUAUCUGUGCUUGCCUUACAUGGCACUGCAGCAGCAUCACCUUCUCUCUGACGUCACCGUCCGGGGAUUUGUGGCUGGAGCUACUAACAUCCUUUUCCGACAACAGAAGCACCUCAGUGAUGCCAUUGUGGAAGUGGAAGAAGCACUGAUCCAGAUCCACGAUCCAGAACUUAGGAAGCUGCUUAACCCAACCACUGCAGACCUAAGGUUCGCAGAUUACCUAGUAAGGCAUGUGACUGAGAACAGGGAUGAUGUCUUCCUGGAUGGCACAGGCUGGGAGGGAGGUGACGAAUGGAUCCGGGCCCAGUUUGCAGUCUACAUCCAUGCUCUGCUGGCUGCUACGCUGCAGUUAGAUAAUGAAAAGAUGUUAUCAGACUAUGGAACGGCUUUUGUUGCUGCCUGGAAGAAUACUCACAACUACAGGGUAUGGAACAGCAAUAAGCACCCAGCACUUUCAGAGAUAAACCCAAACCAUCCUUUUCAAGGCCAGUACUCCGUGUCAGACAUGAAACUCAGAUUCUCACAUUCUGUUCAGAACAGCGAACGUGGCAAAAAAAUUGGCAAUGUCAUGGUCACAACCAGCCGGAAUGUGGUCCAAACAGGAAAAGCUGUUGGCCAGUCAGUGGGAGGAGCUUUCUCCAGUGCAAAGACAGCUAUGUCCUCAUGGCUCUCUACCUUCACCACCUCUAGCCCUCAGAGUCUGCCUGAGCCACCCAGCGGGAAGCCCUGAGUCCAGCAGAGAAGCCGCUUUGUUCUCCAAGGUGUAAUGCUCCCUCCCCAUCUGCUGCUCCCAGGGUCUCCUCUAUCUACAGGUCCAGACCCAGGGACCAAGAUGACGAACUGUUUACAUGGACGGUUGCACUCUGUCUAAAUGAAUGUUGCAGGAUGCUGAACAGAUGAAAUCACAACCAUAGAAGGAAUAGCUUUCCAGGUUGGGGGUUAAAUUGACUACUUUGACUUCAUUCUGAGCCUAAUUAAUGUACACAAUGAACCUUCUAGUGAAUUUUAAGUUUGAGAUUGUACAUUUGUUUACUUAGAAUUUUUACAUAUGUAUAUUUUGUUCUAUUUGCUGUUUAAAUAUUUAGAUGGUCAUUGUAAUUUAUAUUGACUCAAAUUAAGUUAUAUCACUAUUUUACUUUCUCUGAAGUUAGCCCUAAAAUGUACUUGUAAAGUGUAAGGACUAUGCAUUCCAGCCUAUUUUUACUUUGCUGAGUUCUAGGGUGAACUUUUGUGGGGGCAGGGCAUGGAGAGGCCUCUACCCACUCAGUACAUUUACCAGCUCAUUUCUUCCCAGAGCUGCGAAAGUCACGAGGGGAAAACUGAGAAUAAGACAUCAUUUCAGAUGCAUUUCUUUCUGACAAAGUUGAUGUGAGGCAGCAAAGAUGCCACUCUGUGUCCCUUGUCCUGGCAGUGACUGCAGGGAAAGCAGUGGUGGCUCGGCAGCACUGAAGGCUUGGCACGUGUCUGUAGGACAGUGUUUUAGUGACCCACAUGCUGGCAUGAUCAGCUCCAGUUAUGUUGCAGAGGCUUUGUUCUUGUUUUUGUUUGUUUGCUUGUUUUUGUUUUGUUUUGUUUUGAGACAGGGCUUCUUUGUAUAACAGUCCUGGCUGUCCUGGAUCUCACUCUGUAGACCAGGCUGACCUUGAACUCACCAAGAUCCUCCUGCCUCUGCCUCCCAAGUGCUAGGAUUAAAGGCGUGCGCCACCACUGCCCGGCUAUGUUUCAGUCAUGAUCAGCACUUUGUUACCUGAAAAUGUGUGCCUUGUUUCUUCUUGUGAAUGGUUGUCCAUUGGCUCUGGACAGAUCUGCAGGCCUUCUCUUAGUCUUACUCUGCAUUGAGCCUUUCAAAACUGGGCUUUCCUACUUCCCUGACUGAAAGUCCUCCUUUAGUCAGUUCUACCACCUUCAAAAGAAAAACAAAGUGACUGAUAAAUGUUUGUAAACCACAGCUUAGCUCAUAUUUAGAAAACCAAGAAAGUGGGCCAAGGAAAGGAUUUAGUGAGUAAUGUGCAAGCCUGCCGACCUGAGUUCAAAUCCCUGGAACCCACAUAAAAAGCCUCAUCUAUAAUCCCAAUGUUCCUACAGUAAGAUGGGAAGCAGAGUCAGGAGAAUCUUCUGGAACCUCACAAGCCAGCUAGCCUGAAGUGUGUAGUGAAUUGGCAGAAACAAGAGAGACCCUGCCUCAAAAAAAGGUGGAAGGCAAGAACCAACUCUUGAAAAUUGUCCUCUGACCUCCGUGUGGGCAGUGUGUCAUGUCCAUGCUUAUACACACACACUCAAAUGAUAGAAUGUAAGAAGGAAGAGAAUGAGCCCACACCCAUGCCAUGAGUCACUUGUGUGGUAAAGUCCAGCUGGUUUCUUGUUACCACAGGCAUGAAUUGGCCAACCUCAUUAUUUGUACACAGCUGGAGUUCAUGUAUUUGUUAUUUCUAACUGUCAUUUGCUUUUCAGGGGAUCCUUAAUGGGUGUUCUCAGGGACUACUUAUGGAGAACAGUCUGCCUUUUUAGUAACAAGAGACUUGUGGAAUAACCAUUACAUCUACAUAUGAUUUAACAAGCAUUGGGAAAAUAAGGGGCCUAAUUUAGGACACUGAUUUUAUUUCAUUUAUCCCUUAUGAGAUGCCCUAAAGACUAUGAAAACAACAUAGGGCAUAAUCUGGUAUCUCUAAAACUUGCCAUUUGGAUUUCACACAAAAUACAAACUACUCCCAGUUGAGCAUAAUAACUUGAGAGAAAUCCAGUAACAAUAAAUUGAUUAAUGGGAGGUAAAUAAAUUGAUGAAUGGGAGAACACUGUUAAUUUGCUUCAGCCAGGUAAUAUUUGAAAAGAGAAGUAAAGCCACACAAAACUGAAAGACACUUUAAUCAGUGUUGUGCUGGCACUGUUGGGAUUCUUAGAUACCAUUCAUGUGGCUGCAGCGUGACAAUGUACCUGUGGUAGUUGACAUUGCCAGGAGCCCUUAACCUGUUUAGCCACUAAGAUAGUGAUUCAUUCUUUAGUUUGCACCAGGUUUGUAUGACUGGGUAAAUACCUGCUGUCAUGUAAACAAAAGCAACACAUCACUCACCUUGGAAUAUACUUGAGGAAAAAAGUUAAAUGAAAUUUAAUGCUGCUUUUGUAUCACAUUCCCCAUUUGAGUACGUGUGUGGGUCCCCCUGCAUAGGAUCUCACAGUCUUCCUACGCAGGUCUCUAAAUUCCAUCCUCCUGCCUCUGUCUCCCAAAUAACUGCAGUUAGAGGAGCUUACCACUCUGCCAGGCUUAAGUGUAUAUUUUAAUUGAAUCUUCUCUUAAUGUAAAUUAAAACUUAAAUCUUAAAAUGGCCACUUAACUGGCUUUCAGCAUAAAAUAACUUUUCUUGAAAUAUAAAACAUCUUUAAAUUGUCAAAGACCAUAUGCCUACUUCCUUCAGGUUCAGGGAAACAUUGACUUUUCAAGGGCCAGGGGCCCUUUUGUUGUUGGCAGGGGCACCACUGCAGCCAUUGUCGUGGAGAACAGAGAUACAGCCUCACCCAGGGAGCCUGCACACUGUUCUAGGCACCAGUGAGAGUCUAACUGAUGAGUAGUCUCCAAACACUGGCACGGUAGCCCUGGAACCCACACCAGGCCUUUUGACUCUUGUCAGCAGAGGUGUGGCUGUUGGAUGUUUUAGUGUCUAAGAACUGAGUGUUUAUAACUAGUCCUGAGGGAGCGAAAGUCAACCAACAUUUUUCAGGUUUGUAGGAUACAGACAUUGGCGGUAGCUGCACUGCUCUCUGGGUGGUUUUGAGGAAGCCCAUUACAUCCUAGCUCGAUGACAGUGACAUUGUUAGUAAGGGAGAGAAGGAAAGCUGUGAGUCUGUGGACUAGAUGAGUAGAAAUUCUGAAGCUGCAUGUAACAGAGGUGCAGAGCAAUUUUAUGUGUAUAUUUGAUUCAUAACCAAUAUGAAUUGUCCAUCCCCAAAUCCAUUCGUGAGUCACUAGCUCCCAAGCCUGAAAGCAAUUCUCUUCUUUUGAAUUAAGAAAUAGCAGGGACUUUCUUGAGCAGCAGUGGCUUUCUUGAGCACAGGACAGACUUCCUCACCCCUGUUGCUUUCCAGGUUCUGUACUAAGCAGUUACUGUUUUUUAGAAUAGCUUUCCUUAGAAAUACAAGGAGAAAACAAAAAGGUGUUAGAUGGCUGGAGAACAGGGCACUUAAAGUCUGAAUGAGAGUAUUUUGACAUCAGUAUUUAACCUACUUCAGGUAUGAAUUCUUUAGAGAGAAGUUAGAAUUGUAAUCAGCUAUUUACAUUUCUAAGUGAAGCUGUAACAUUCUUUUCCUGGUAGGCAGGUUUUAUUGAAGUGCUAUAUUCCAUGGAGAAAAUUUUGUAGGUAUAAACAGCCAGUGGCCCCUUUCCCUCCCAUGUUGAUAAGUUUGGAAAUCUGCAGGCCAGCAUUCAGAUCUAUACCCACAGGCAAAUGUCUGCUGCAGCCUCCACAGAGGACAGCCUGCUGGGGCAGAAGCUGCUGGCUCUUCACCAGCCUGUUAGUGUAUUGGGGCAUCACUUGGGAUUCCUGAUGUGGCAACAUUUGCACACUCUGGUUCUGUCAUGAAAAAUGGCCCAGCAUUCAUGGCUUUCCACGCCAUCUCUUGGUAGCCUUUAACUGUGACAGAAUACUCCCCGAAUCACUUGAAGAUGACCGUCAUUCCUUACAACGUAAUGUGUUGCUAGGACUUUCUCAUUCCAAGUCUUCUGACUUCAUUGCUUUGGAAUUGCUUUUCCAUAAUUUCCAAUAUUUCACAAACUUUUUUCAGAGAGACAAAAGGAUGUGCAUCUUUAUUUUUUCAUAUAAAAUAACUUCAUAAAAAUGACUUCCUGCUUACAUUAUGAAGAAGAAACUGGCUUCCUUGUAUGGUAUAAUACUCCAAAAUUAAAAGGUUGUGCAUGUCUAAGGGGUUGGGUAUAUUUUGUAAAACUCUAAAUACAUUUGUAUUUCUGUGCUGUUCAGAAAUUAACCUUUUUACUUAUACUAAAGAUAUAGAAAACUAUAUAUUUAAAUCAUGUAAAUGGAACACAAUUUAAAGGGAUUUCCAAUCUUAUUUCUCAUCAACCUUCUCACACACAUAGUUUGCUGCUCAAGUUUGUUUUGUGUGCAAUAUAAACAUUUGAACAUUUCAAGUUAGGUACUGAGCCAGAAAAGGUCAUUGAAGUUUUCAGAAAACUGUGCUUAGAAAAUAUUUUAUUUUCUUGAAAUACUGUUCUUUUAUAGCUGGAAAAACAAGAUUAAGCAUUAUGUGUUUCAGUCCACUUGAUCAUCAGUUUCUAAAUUUAGGAAGCAUUGAUCAAUGACUUGGUGAAGGCACUUAGUGGUUGGAAAGUAGUUUCUAAGGAAGUUUAGCACAUAUUUUAUGAGAAAUGCCUUCCCUUUCCUCUAGUAGUUUUGUAGUUUGUGCUGGUUCAUUUCUGUUGUCAUUUGUUUCUUAAAGAAUAUUCAAGUUAUAAAUCAUGUCUAAUCAUGCUGAACUGUAGUGAUUCUAUUGUACCUUUAUUUUAAGCAAAACCUGAUAAUAAAAUUAUCCUGUUUCUCUUGCA
This is a messenger RNA of Peromyscus maniculatus bairdii (prairie deer mouse), 6797 nucleotides long. It is a transcript of the gene Avl9, whose product is annotated as AVL9 cell migration associated. Gene Ontology annotation, cellular component: cytoplasm. NCBI's taxonomy places the organism in Eukaryota, Metazoa, Chordata, Mammalia, Rodentia, Cricetidae. The record is from RefSeq and is a predicted model, not a curated record.